This is a messenger RNA of Pimephales promelas (fathead minnow), 2525 nucleotides long. RefSeq names its product wingless-type MMTV integration site family, member 11 (gene wnt11). Lineage: Eukaryota; Metazoa; Chordata; Actinopteri; Cypriniformes; Leuciscidae. Gene Ontology annotation, molecular function: cytokine activity; frizzled binding. Gene Ontology annotation, cellular component: extracellular region. Gene Ontology annotation, biological process: multicellular organism development; canonical Wnt signaling pathway; cell fate commitment. The record is from RefSeq and is a predicted model, not a curated record.
UAACCUUAACCACUUUGUUAUGCUAAUGGCCCCUGACAUCAGCGCGAGAUCAAAGUGGCGCGAGGACUCAUAUAGUCUCGACCUCCGCGUGCACCGUCAGUCCAGCAGAUUCCAGCGCGCGAGCAGCACAGCACAGACACUUCUCUUUAUCACUGGACUGUUGCGUGAUGCUUUCUCACUCGGACUACACAAAAAAGGAUUAACUGCAGAAGUUUGGCUGGAUUUAAAUAAAACGCACUUUUGGAUUACUUUGCACAAUCGGCAUUUUUUUUACGUCAGCCUCUGUUUGAUAAAGGAGAGGGACAGAAGGAAGGAACAAGUGUCAUGGCUUUUGGCAUUUAAUUAUAAUUGUGUCAAAAAGCAGUGGGGUCAGCGAGCACCUGCGUCAGUGUCUUCUGAUCGAGCUGGAUCUUAUUGUACAGCAUGAAGCGAACCUUCCCUUCACUCCCGCUAUGUCUUCUCACAUUCCUGCUCCUGUCUCAGCAGUGCACAGGAAUCAAAUGGCUGGCACUAUCACAGACCACACAACACAUCAACAAGACCCAGCACUGCAAGACUUUGCCAGGCCUCGUCUCCUCUCAGGCUCAGCUCUGUAGGAGUAACCUGGAACUCAUGCAAACCAUCAUCCAAGCAGCACGGGAGGUUAAAAAGGUCUGCCAAAAGACCUUCGCAGACAUGCGCUGGAACUGUUCCUCUAUUGAUACUCCGAAAUUCCUCCCGGACCUGGAACGAGGAACAAGGGAAUCUGCAUUUGUAUACGCUCUCUCUGCAGCCGCUAUAAGUCACACUAUAGCACGGGCGUGCACCUCGGGAGACCUGAGGUUGUGCUCGUGUGGUCCGAUUCCUGGUGAAAUACCAGAGCCUGGGUACAGGUGGGGCGGCUGUGCUGAUAACCUGCAUUAUGGCCUCCUUAUGGGUUCCAAGUUUUCUGAUGCACCCAUGAAGUUUAAGAAGAAGUCUGGAACGCAUGCCAACAAGCUGAUGCAUCUUCACAAUAGCGAAGUGGGCAGACAGGCUUUGCGCGACGCUCUGGUCAUGAAAUGCAAAUGCCACGGUGUUUCUGGAUCCUGCUCCAUUCGGACCUGUUGGAGAGGCUUACAGGACCUGAAAGACAUCGCAAUGGAUCUGAAGACCAAGUACUUGUCAGCCACUAAGGUGGUCCAUCGGCCCAUGGGCACACGCAAGCAACUCGUCCCCAAAGACAUCGACAUCAGGCCAGUCCGAGAGAACGAGCUGGUUUAUCUUCAGAGUUCACCAGACUUUUGCAUGAGGAAUGACAAGAUGGGCUCUUUUGGUACUCAGGACAGGCAGUGCAACAAGACCUCCAGCGGCAGUGACAGCUGUGAUCUGAUGUGCUGUGGCAGAGGCUACAACCCUUAUUCAGAGAGAGUGGUGGAGCGCUGCCACUGCAAAUACCACUGGUGCUGCUACGUCACAUGCAAAAAGUGCGAGAGGACUGUGGAGAAAUAUGUGUGCAAAUGAGUCUGCUAUCCAUCUCUGCGGUCUGCUCCGAUAAUUGUGCUGACCCCCAUCACACGUACCUAUUCUCAGCUAAAGUAAUCUACAGAAGAUCUGGAAUGCGCUCUACUCAUUUGAACAGAACCGGACUGAAUUCUCAUUCGAAUUCCCAGACAAGCUGAAAAUGUCAAGACUUGAUUCUGUUCUAGAUAUAUUCAGCCUGGGUGUGGAGCAUAACCUUUGUCAACCUGACAUACUAGGCCACAGAUAACCAAAGCAUGCUACCAACGAGGCUUACUUUUGUCUUAUGCUUUUCCAGCUUGUAUGCUUUUGAGAAGACAUGGUUUAUUUUUGGCUAUAUGGACUUUUAUUAAGAAAUAUCAACUCAGAAGCUGGACUUUAUUUUUUUAGUGCACAAAUGAACAUGGUUUUUUGUUAAAAACACCCGUCCUUUUUAAACAGAAUAUGCUCCUUAAUCCAGAUUUUAAGUCUAUUUUCUUACACAGUACCCGGGUCCCUUGUUUAAUUUUGUUAAAAGGUACAUUUUCCCUAUUUUUGACAAGGCGUUGAUUUCAAGCACUCUUUUUAGAACCUUCGGAAUUGCUUGACGUUCCAGAGGAUUCCACAUUCCAAGUUCUAAGGGAUACAGGCCUCAAAACUCAGAUGGUACUUUACUUUCACCAGUUAAGACUGUUUAAGAGACUGACGAGAUGAAGAAAGUGCUGAACACGCAAAGGGAACUUCAAAUGCGGCUCUUGGAUGAGGAACUUUGCAAUGGCUUCCAUCUGUUGGUUGGUUACUUCAAUUCUAGAGGAAGAAUACCUGUAGCCUAUUUAUUCCACGUAUAUCAGCAAGGACAUUGGACUAUAUGUGUUGUGCCUUGUUAUAUUUUUACCCAACAUAAAAAAAAUGCUGACAUUCAAAUGCCAAACCUCUCUGAGCAUGUGAACAGAGUAUGUGGGUCACCCAUUACGGCCUUAGUGGACCACUUAUCUGUGGAUGUACAUACUGUCAUUUUGUAUGCUGAAUUUAAAAAAAAAAAGAAAUAUUUAUAAACUAAUUAAAAA